AUGGAUCCUUAUACGAAAACAAAAUUAAGUAUGGAAAAUGGAGAACCAAUAUUGAAUAUUUACGAUAUUGAUCACAUUCAUGAAGCACAAAUACUUGCUUGUGCUAUUCGUCACACACCUGAAUUAGCACCUCGUAUUAGCAAUACGCUGGUAUUACGACCGUUACGAUCUGUUUUGAAUGAUGUUUCAAAUUUGGCUAUUACCGAAGGAAAAGUCAAUCGAUCGAAAGGUCAAGCUGUAAAAUAUUUCUUAGGACAUUUUCAGACAUCGACAGAAUUACCACUUCUCUCAGCAUUUAUUCAAACAGCUGAUGGUAAAGAGCGUUCCAUUGCUCAUUUUGCAAGAAAUAUUGUUGAUACGAUACAAGCAACUAGUAGUGAUAUGAGUAACUCGGUCCGUGAGACUCGUAUGGAAAAUGGACAUGUAACUGGUGCUAGUUCGUAUGAAAAAGUUGCUGAACAGUUCGAUACAAUCAUUGAUCGAAUGCAAUUAAAUUGGAAUGAAGGAGUGAAACUUCGAAAUGAUUUAACAAUUAUUGCAACUAAAAAUCGACCUGUAUUUAUUGAUUCAAUAUGUAAAAGUGAUUCAAAUAUAGCAAUAACACUUCAUAUUUCACUUGAAUUUCUAUAA
Messenger RNA from Rotaria sp. Silwood1, 630 nucleotides. NCBI's taxonomy places the organism in Eukaryota, Metazoa, Rotifera, Eurotatoria, Philodinida, Philodinidae. The record is from the annotation of a GenBank genome assembly.